AUCCAUCAAAAUGAGCAAAGUUUCUCCUACCUUGAAGGUCAACCCAAACGACCAAAUCCUCACUGUCGCCGCUGGCUGUUUUUGGGGUACUGAACACAUGUUCCGCAAGCACUUCGGCACCAAGGGGUUGGUGGACUGUAAGGUCGGGUACGCGAACGGGUCUACCGUUAACCCAACCUACGGUGACGUCUGUAAGGGCACCACCGACCACGCCGAGGCGUUGCAAAUCUCUUUCGACCCGAGCGUCGUUUCCUUGAAGGAAUUGGUCAAGUUCUUCUACUUGAUGCACGAUCCAACUACCUUGAAUGCCCAGGGCCCAGAUUUGGGCACCCAAUACAGAUCUGGGAUCUUCUACAACACCGCCGAGGAGGCCACUGAGAUCGACGCGGUCGAAGCUGAAGUACAGGCCAAGUUCUACCCCAACCACAAGAUUGUCACUACCAAGGAACCAUUACAGCAGUUCUGGGAUGCCGAAGACUACCACCAGUUGUACUUGAAGCAGAACCCGGGAGGCUACGCCUGUCCAUCCCAUUUCCUCAGAACUUCUCCGAAAGUUUAGAAUUGUGGAGCUUCUACGAAGCUUAGAUCCAUCUGAAUUUACCCAAUGACUAUGCUCCGCCUGAGGUUAUUGGGUCUAUGUAUGUUGCGUAUGGGUGCAUGCUAGCCACCCGUUCUAUACUACUUCAAUCGGAUUGACUUGGCUUUAAAUUUUAAUGAAAUGAAUGACUAAUCGUA
Messenger RNA from Babjeviella inositovora NRRL Y-12698, 735 nucleotides. RefSeq names its product peptide-methionine-S-sulfoxide reductase (gene MXR1). The record is from RefSeq and is a predicted model, not a curated record. The coding region runs from base 11 to 559 and encodes 182 amino acids. The transcript is spliced from 2 exons. Gene Ontology annotation, molecular function: peptide-methionine (S)-S-oxide reductase activity. NCBI's taxonomy places the organism in Eukaryota, Fungi, Ascomycota, Pichiomycetes, Serinales.